AUGAGCUCCGUCAGCAAAGUCAAGGCUAUCUUAGUUGGAACGACGGAUGUGAAGGAAGAAUUCAACCACGACGAAGCUAGCGUUGGCCUGUUCAAGCUCAAGUUUCGCACUGUUGUUUUCGAGGCUGGAGGUAAACGCUUUCGCGUACCAUGGUAUGGCGAACCUGGCAUCGCCGCGGCUUUCCAAGCAAAGUUCUUCAUCGAAAACGACACGGGAGACGCGCACGGGUCAAGCGCGGAUAAUCCUAUUCGCCUCGAAGGCGUGAGCGACACGGAUUUCGCCAGCUUGCUCAAGGCGACUUAUCCACCCCCUGGUCACAACUCUGCCACCGCGCUAUCAUUCGACGAAUGGAUGUCGGUACUCAAGCUCUCCAAGAAGUGGGAUUUGGCGAUGACUCGCGAGCAUGCAGUUGCGGGAUCCGAUGCUAUCGUACAAACAAAGGAACCUCUUCAGAAAGUCCUCCUUGGCAAGAAGUACGGAGUGGUGAAGUGGUUGGAGGAAGGGUAUCGUGCGCUCAUUCUUCGCUGGGAAGGGCUGUCUGAGGAAGAGAGAAAGGCGCUGGAUGCAUCGACCCAACUCAAGAUACUACAUCUGCGCGACAAAGCCUGGGAAGGUCUUCUUCGCAGUGCAUGGGGCCGGCACGAUGACGCCAAUCGGUCAAAGAAGCAGACGCGCGCUUUGGGUGGCGAAAGCGAGCAGACUGCUGCGAUUCGGGAGGUGUUCGGCCAUGAGCUGAAGUCAGAGCAGUAA
Peniophora sp. CBMAI 1063 is the source of this 750-nucleotide messenger RNA. Lineage: Eukaryota; Fungi; Basidiomycota; Agaricomycetes; Russulales; Peniophoraceae. The record is from the annotation of a GenBank genome assembly.